AUGUCUGCCUACUCUGAUCUUCCUAGCUCACCCCAGUCGCCCGCAAGUAUGUCUUCGAGGCGGUUCACAAACAGAAACACCAACCGGUACAGCGUCACCGCGUUCUUCAGUAUGACUGCGGAGCAGGACGUAGAUGUCGAGGAUGAACUGGGCCGAGCACAAAAGCGACUGAGGGAGCUCAAGUCUCGCAUCUCGUCCCAAUCAAAGCGGAACUUUGUGCUCGAGCGCGAUGUGCGCUUCCUAGACUCGCGCAUCGGACUGCUCAUCCAGAACCGAAUGGCACUUGACGAGCAAAACGAAGUGGAGCGACACCUCGAAGAGGUGGAUGCGACGGAGGGACACUAUCCGGACGACCGGAAGAUGCAGCAAUACUCGAAUCUGUUCUUCCUGCUGCAGUCUGAGCCGCGACACAUCGCGUCGCUGUGCCGGCUCGUGAGCUUGACGGAGAUCGAUACACUGCUGCAGACGGUGAUGUUCACGCUGUACGGCAACCAGUACGAGAGCCGGGAAGAGCACCUGCUGCUGACCAUGUUCCAGUCUGUGCUCUCGUCGCAGUUCGAGACGGCAACCGAGUUCGGGUCCCUGCUCAGGGCGAACACGCCGGUGUCGCGGAUGAUGACAACAUAUACGCGCCGCGGGCCGGGACAGAGCUACCUCAAGAGCGUACUCGCAGAGCGCAUCAACAGCCUCAUCGAGCACAAGGAUCUGAACCUCGAGAUCAACCCGGUCAAGGUUUACGAGCAAAUGAUCAUCCAGAUUGAAGAAGAGACCGGUUCUCUUCCACCCAACCUACCGCGUGGAGUGCCCCCGGAGGUCGCUUCAAACAACGUGGAUGUGCAGGCCAUCAUUGCUCCUAGACUGACCAUGCUUAUGGAGAUUGCUAACAGCUUCUUGCUGACAAUCAUCGAGAGCAUGGAGAGCGUACCAUAUGGUAUUCGAUGGAUCUGCAAGCAGAUCAGGAGUCUGACACGGCGGAAAUAUCCUGAUGCCACAGAUUAUGCUAUAUGCUCACUUAUUGGUGGAUUCUUUUUCCUUCGCUUCAUCAACCCUGCCAUCGUUACUCCGCAAGCGUAUAUGCUUGUCGAGGGCGUUCCAGCGAAAUUCCCGCGGAGGACGUUGACCCUAAUCGCCAAGAUGUUGCAGAAUCUGGCGAAUAAGCCGUCAUACGCGAAGGAGGCCUAUAUGAUCACCCUCAAUCCCUUCGUAGAGAACAACAAGGCGAGGAUCAACCAAUUCUUAAACAACCUUUGUGAAGUGGGCGACUUCUACGACACACUAGAAAUGGACCAAUACAUGGCAUUGUCGAAGAAGGAUCUGGUGAUAAACAUUACUCUGAAUGAGCUUUACAACACACAUUCCCUUAUCCUCCAACAUAUCGAAGCUCUUUCACCAAACGACAAACAGCAUCUCCGGAUCCUAACCGACGAGCUUGGCCAGGCACCACCGCAAGUUCCCCGCAAAGAGAACCGUGCGAUCGAGCUUCAUCUCUACAGCCGGUGGGAGACACCGAUCCAGGAUAUCCAGAGCGCGCUCAUGGAUUCUGUGUCCUCGAGCGAUAUGCUGUACAUGGAGGCGAAGUCUAUCUUCGUGCAGCUGGUUCGUUCUCUCCCGCAUGCAUCGGACAAGCGGCCAUACAACCUGCCGGCCAUCGCGGAGAGCGCUGCAACGACGAAGGAUGCGACCCUCGUGCGCAAGGGCAUCAAAGUCAAGGAGAUGUUGCGCGAGCUCGAAGAGCAGAAGGUCGUCGACAGCGCCGAUGGGUACAAGCUCAUGCAGGAUGAGGUCGCUGCGGAGCUCGUGCAUCUAGGCAACCUGCGCGAGAAAGUCAUCCUAGAGACUAAGUCGCUUGACGCCGUAUUUAAGACGAUCUGCGACCACAACAACUAUCUGCGCGGCCAGUUGGAGCAGUACAAGGCGUAUCUGCAGAAUGUGCGCCUGACGUCGUCAAAGGAUAAGGGCUCCUCGACGGGGGUCGGCGUUGUCACUGUGGGUGGUAAGGAGAAGAAGCCACUGAAGCCGGUUGUGCAUGGACCAUAUCGCUUCACUCACGCACAGCUUGAGAAGGAGGGAAUUAUUGUGGAGAGCAAUGUCCCUGACAAUAGACGGCCAAACAUCUACUUCAACUUCACGUCUCCAACACCAGGAACGUUCAUCAUUGCGCUCCAUUACAAGGGCCGAGAGAAGGCUAUCCUGGAGAUGGACCUUAACAUAGACGACCUCUUGGAGAAGCAAAAAGACAACAAACACCUGCUAGACCUGGAGUACGUGCAGCUCAACGUGCCGAAGGUUCUCGGGCUUCUCAACAAGAUCUUCACGAAACGAUGA
Messenger RNA from Sparassis crispa, 2325 nucleotides. RefSeq names its product GTPase-activating protein. The coding region runs from base 1 to 2325 and encodes 774 amino acids. Gene Ontology annotation, cellular component: cell cortex. The record is from RefSeq and is a predicted model, not a curated record. The transcript is spliced from 9 exons. Lineage: Eukaryota; Fungi; Basidiomycota; Agaricomycetes; Polyporales; Sparassidaceae. Gene Ontology annotation, biological process: regulation of GTPase activity; regulation of actin cytoskeleton organization. Gene Ontology annotation, molecular function: protein binding; GTPase activator activity.